AUGGGCCAGGCUCUUGGUAAACUCUGCUCAUCUUCUAACAUCCAGGCGGUCGGAUCCGUGCUUGACCGUGUAAUAUCGCAGCCACAUACAGAAGAACAUACUGUCCUAUACAAGCUUGCAGAUUACAAAAAAGGAGGUUUGUUGUUGGAUACAUACACUCGAGGCGGCAUGCAAGCUGCUGAGAGGCUGAUACGAGAAGAGCUGUCUGCGUACAUGUACGCCGGUGGUCGCGGUCGAGUGAUUAACAGAGCAGAAUAUCUUAGGUGGAAGUUUAGAGAUCAGGAGCAAGUAGUGCUGCCAAUAGAAGCGUCGUUGUCACCUCACGACCCCCUGGCCAAGUGGGAGGACCACACCGCGUGCUGGCAGAUGAGCUACCGCGGAGCACUGGGAGAGUCUCUUUUACACGUCCUCAUAAUUUGCGAUACGAAGAUUCACACCCGAAUUGCAAGAACAUUGGUAAAAUGUUAUCCCAAGCUCUCGUUAGACGUCGUAGAAGGUGAAGAAUAUCUAGGUGCUAGCUCGCUACACUUGGCGAUCGCGUACAGUAACAAUGAGCUGGUACAAGACCUGGUAGAGGCUGGUGCUGACGUCAACCAGCGUGCCAUAGGGAGCUUUUUCCUUCCCCGAGAUCAACAAUGCGUCCCGCCCGCACGUCAGACAAAUUACGAAGGACUCGCAUAUUUAGGAGAAUAUCCCCUGGCCUGGGCCGCUUGCUGUGCUAAUGAGGCUGUAUACAACCUGCUUCUCGAUUCAGAUGCGGAUCCUGAUGCCCAAGACUCUUUUGGAAAUAUGAUUCUGCACAUGGUAGUUGUGUGUGAUAAAUUGGAUAUGUUUGGAUACGCCCUUCGACACCCGAAGGUACCGGCGAGUAAUGGAAGAUUGAACCGUGCAGGAUUCACGCCUCUGACCCUGGCGUGUCAACUUGGCAGAGCCUCAGUAUUUAGAGAAAUGUUGGAGCUAUCCUGUCGGGAGUUUUGGCGAUAUUCGAACAUCACCUGCUCUGCAUAUCCUCUAAACGCGCUUGACACGCUACUCCCAGAUGGACGGACAAAUUGGAAUUCAGCCCUGUUCAUAAUACUUAAUGGUACCAAGCAGGAGCACUUAAAUAUGUUGGAUGGAGGAAUUAUUCAGAGAUUAUUGGAAGAGAAGUGGAAGACAUUCGCCAGAAAAAAGUUUCUCAAACGGUUGUUAAUUUUGAUGCUUCACCUCCUUCUUCUCUCGAUUGCUGUGUAUCUGCGACACAGUAGUUUGGAAGCAGACGUCCAGCCCGAUUGGAGUAUGGAAGUCACGGACGCAAGAGGCGGCAUUAGGUUGGGAUGUGAGCUCGGAACUAUUGCCAGUACUUUAUGCUACAUAUUUCUUCAGCAAGGCGACGAACUAAAAAAUCAAGGAAUUGUCGCAUAUUUUAAGCAACUGAUACAUGAGCCAGCGAAGUUCAUAUUUCUGUCCUCAAACUUGUUGCUAUUGGCCUGCAUACCAGCUCGACUUGGGCGCCAAAAUGAAGUGGAAGAAGCCAUUCUAAUAUUCGUAUUGCCAGGGUCUUGGUUUCUUCUAAUGUUUUUCGCUGGAGCAGUGAAAUUGACAGGGCCGUUUGUGACGAUGAUCUACAGCAUGAUUACCGGAGACAUGUUCACGUUCGGUAUCAUAUACAGCAUAGUGCUGUUUGGAUUUUCGCAAUCGUUCUAUUUUCUAUACAGGGGAUUUCCAAACGUGCAAUCGACAUUAUUUUCGAGCUAUCCUAGUACUUGGAUGGCUUUGUUUCAAAUCACUUUAGGAGACUAUAGCUACACAGAUUUAGGACAAACAACAUACCCGAAUUUAUCGAAGACUGUGUUUACCGUUUUCAUGGUGUUCGUGCCAAUUCUGCUGCUUAACAUGCUCAUCGCCAUGAUGGGCAAUACGUAUGCACACGUCAUCGAGCAAUCGGAAAAAGAAUGGGUAAAGCAGUGGGCUAAAAUUGUCGUAUCGCUGGAACGCUCAGUAGCUCAGGAAGACGCCCAUAAGUACCUACAGGAGUAUUCCAUAGGGCUGGGCCCCUCAGACGACCCCCGCUACGAGCAACGAGGGGUCAUGGUCAUCAAGAGCAAGGCCAAGACUAGAGCCAAGCAGCGAAAAGGUGCCCUUGCAAAUUGGAAGCGUGUUGGCAAAGUGACGAUAGCGGAGCUACGCAAGCGCGGCAUCAGCGGCGAAGAAUUGCGGCUGCUAAUGUGGGGGAGAGUAUCCAUAUCCACGCCCACCAAGCCAGCUUUAGCGCGCGCGCCUGCUCUUGACUUCAGCGCUGCCGACUGUGGUGCAGCCGGGGUAGUUCCAGCGUUAUCUUCUGCACUAAACGUCAUGGCAUACACCCAGGACAUGGAUCUUACUAAUACAGGAACAGAAAUAUUGCUGCAGCCGAAGCCAGAUUUGUUAGUGAACGGCGGUACAUUAAUACCGCCCGCACCACAUACAGCGAUGCAGCCGCAUGCAGCGCCUAGUCUUUUGCCCCAACCUGGUCCCCCGACGCCGAUGCAAACUACAGCCACAGGCGCAAUACCAGUAGCGAAGUCAGAUGUACCUGUCGUACAACAGCCUAUAGAGGAUCCUCAGAAAAUUACCGUAGCACCUCCAACAGUGGACGAGAUCGUAUACAGAGACUACCUGCAAGAGCUGAUGCUGCUAGUGGAAACUGGGUGCCCUAAUGACCCCACUAUACAGAAUCUGGCGCAGAGAGCUGCAGACCUCACGGGGGUGCCGGAGAUAGACAUCAAUGUGUCGACGGCCGUGAAGUCUGCACGACAGAUGGUGGCGGGGGCCGUGUCUGGACUGUUUGGGGUCGCAGCGGAGCCUCCCCCGCCGGAGUCCAACUGGCAAAGAGACCACAAUGAGCACACAGAUAGUGACCCGAUGCCAGAUAGCGUGGUGCUUGGACGAGCGGCGCGCGCACGGCGGGCUCGGACGGCGUCGCGUCGUGCGCCGCCACCCCCACCGCACCUCUAUGUGCCAGCCAGAUCAAUGUACCUGAUUGCAUCGGAAAGUAGCGCGGUGGAUAGCGACGUAGCGAUAGAAGAUCAACUAUUUAACUCCGGUAGAAAUUCUGCAUUAGGGAAUGAGGAUCACUUACGAGCAGCGAGACCCCUGUGUAUCCAGCACGCCACGACACCGGGCCUCGUAGAGCACUCCUUGUAUGUUGAAGGCUCAGGUAGUGGCGCUGAAGUGGAGAGCGCAGCUCCAGCUCACCAGAACAAGAAGCCGCGCGCAAAAACAGCUCGACCGCGACAAAACAGGAUAUCACCGGAGCCCAAAGCGGGCAGUCCUUUGGAGCCGUGGGCGACGGCUCCCCUGUCGCGACUGUCGAGGCUCAUACGUUCCAGUAGCUCCUCCACGUCGCUCACAUCACAGUCGUCCUCGGAAACGCCGCAAAAGUAUUGAUCGCCCGAGUUAGAUCUAGUCACUCUAGAAGUCUGUGCAGCAAUCUCAUUGUACACUAAGAAAAUAAAACAACAGUAUGA
Messenger RNA from Aricia agestis (brown argus), 3488 nucleotides. RefSeq lists its product as uncharacterized. Gene Ontology annotation, biological process: calcium ion import across plasma membrane. The transcript has 24 exons. Gene Ontology annotation, molecular function: calcium channel activity; protein binding. Bases 1 to 3408 code for a protein of 1135 amino acids. The record is from RefSeq and is a predicted model, not a curated record. Gene Ontology annotation, cellular component: membrane. NCBI's taxonomy places the organism in Eukaryota, Metazoa, Arthropoda, Insecta, Lepidoptera, Lycaenidae.